AUGCGGUUUGGGUCGAUGAAAGGGGAUGAAGUGCUGCAGCAGCAGCAAAUAGAAUUAGGGAGGAGCGCAGAGAGUCACAGUGAUUCUGAUCCUCUGCUUCCGAACCAGGCUGAUGCAAGUUCCAGUCAAGAAAUUAUCAUUAACGAUGAUGACAUUGAAAACGUUUCUGUUCCUUGCUGUCGUAUUUGUCUCGAAACCGAUUGCGAACCAGGUGACGAAUUGAUAUCUCCAUGCAUGUGCAAAGGAACCCAGCAGUUUGUUCAUCGUUCAUGCCUUGAUCAUUGGCGCUCCGUUAAGGAAGGAUUUGCUUUCUCUCAUUGCACAACUUGUAAAGCUCAAUUUCAUCUCCGAAUUGCUUCUUUCGAAGACAACUCUUGGCGCAAAAUGAAAUUCAGACUUUUUGUUACAAGGGAUGUUGUCAUUGUAUUUUUGGCUGUACAAACUGUCAUCGCUGCAAUGGGUGGUUUUGCAUACCUUAUGGACAAAGAUGGGACCUUUAGGAAUUCGUUCAGUGAUGGAUGGGAUCGUAUACUGUCCAAGCAUCCUAUACCAUUUUAUUAUUGCAUAGGAGUACUGGCCUUCUUUGUGCUUCUUGGGUUUUUUGGCCUCAUACUACAUUGUUCCUCCCUCAAUAGUAAUGAUCCAAGGAUGGCUGGCUGCCAGAACUGCUGUUACGGAUGGGGAAUUUUGGACUGUUUCCCUGCUUCCAUGGAGGCGUGCUUUGCACUGGUGGUGGUUUUUGUCAUCAUCUUUGCCAUUCUAGGAAUUGCUUAUGGUUUCCUUGCUGCCACAAUGGCCAUUCAAAAAAUUUGGCAAAGACACUACCACAUCCUCACUAAGAAGGAGCUUACAAAGGAGUACAUAGUUGAGGAUCUACAUGGCUCUUAUACUCCAGCGAAAUUGGAUUCUGAACAUGAAGAACGUCUGAAAAUGCUUAAGCUUUUAUAA
Molecule: messenger RNA, 948 nt
Organism: Dovyalis caffra
Lineage: Eukaryota; Viridiplantae; Streptophyta; Magnoliopsida; Malpighiales; Salicaceae
Source: the annotation of a GenBank genome assembly